GGUGGAGCUACAACAAUCACCAUGGAUCCUGAUAAUGAACUUCCUCCCAACUUACAGAUCGGCAAUAAAAAUGUCAUGGUGGUCAAUGAUAGUGGUAGCAGGAGAAAAUCAGAAAAGAAGAAACAAAAGUGUAAAAAAUCUCAGCUUACAACAUGUACAGACGAGUUGUCUAUGGAUCAUAUAGACAUGGUUUCCGUGGAGAUUGGUAAAGACUGGAAACGACUGUGCCGGCAGUUAGAUAUGACUGAGGCAGAUAUUGAGCAGCUACAGUUUGACUACUAUGCCAGUGGGCUGUAUGAGAUAAUGUACCAAGGAAUUCAGCGAUGGAUACAGAGGAAUGGGAGAGCAGCAAAUAUCAAAACAAUAGCAGAGGCAUUGUGGGAGAUAGAUAGGGAUGAUAUAGCCCUUCGACUUCGUGGACAGUCACAGGAGUAACAUAGUGUAUCGUCAGAUAUGUGCACAUGACAGAAAUUGUAUAAUCUUCAUAUAAGCCAUAAAUUUUGAGUUAAAGAGUAACUAAAAUACAAAUUUUCAUAAAAUACAUGAUUGAACUGUGACGUCAUUAAUUUUGGUGGGGGACUAAUUUUCGUGGGUUUUGCAUUUAUCAAUCCAUGAAGUUUUCUAUUUAUCUUAUCUUUAAAAUGUUGAAGUCGAUGAAUUCAUGUCCCCACAAAAAGUUUAAUACACAUAAAGAUAAUUUUACAGAAAUCAAAAAUGCUCAACUAAUGAAAAUUAGUCCCUUAUGAUUAUCUCUGACUGUACAGUACAUUAAUGUUUACAUCAAAGAAAAAUAC
Mercenaria mercenaria is the source of this 794-nucleotide messenger RNA. RefSeq names its product receptor-interacting serine/threonine-protein kinase 1-like. The transcript has 3 exons. Lineage: Eukaryota; Metazoa; Mollusca; Bivalvia; Venerida; Veneridae. Bases 22 to 435 code for a protein of 137 amino acids. The record is from RefSeq and is a predicted model, not a curated record. Gene Ontology annotation, molecular function: protein binding. Gene Ontology annotation, biological process: signal transduction.